ACAAUAGACACCGUCCCCGCCGCCCCCGUUCUUGACCGAGCGACCAACCCGCCCCUGGCAAUUGGACGUGUCUGGUUCUCCCGCUGCCAUGUCUUUCGACCAUCGCCUCGCCGAGAAUCACAGCACAGACCACAUAGGCCACUCCUACAUGUACCAAACGGGCGACCCCCAAGAUGGACAAGCAGACGCCCGAGAUCCCGACAGCGCUCAUGACAGUGACCCUGAUGACUCUGGCUACGGUGAAUCGCUGACGAGCGUCGCCACGCGACUGAGCGCACAUCUGCCCACGCACGAGUACCGCCAUGGCAGGCGAUACCACGGCCUCCAGGCAGGGGCCUACAACUUCCCCAAUGAUGAGCUCGAGCAGGCUCGUCUGGACAUGCUGCACUACCUCUUCACCACCUUGAUGGGUGACAAGCUCCAUCUGGCCCCCAUCCCCCCCGAUGCGGCCGUGCUGGACAUUGGCACGGGCACGGGGACAUGGCCCAUUGCGUUUGGGGAUGCCAAUCCUGCUGCGUCGGUCGUGGGCGUCGACUUGAGCCCCAUACAGCCCAUGUGGGUGCCGGCCAACGUUCGCUUCGUCGUCGACGACGUGGAGAUUGACUGGGCAGAUGACAUGUACGACUUUAUCCAUUGCCGGUACAUGGCAGCCUCGGUACGCGAUUGGCCUGGACUCAUUCGCAAAAUGUACCGACAUCUCAAGCCCGGCGGCUGGCUCGAGCUGGCCGAGUCGGAGAACGUGGUGUACGCCUCCUCCGCAGACGGGUCACGGCAGCCGUUGUUGCCGGGACAUCCGCUCAGGAGGUUGAUGGAUGGACUCUCAGAGGCGUGCGAUCGCAUAGGACGACCCUUUGACCCAGCGCCCUCGUUCCGUUCGUGGUGCGAGACUGUUGGGUUCGUCGAUAUUCAACAGCAGGAGUUCCCUUUGCCUAUCGGGUACUGGCCGCAACAUCCACGAUCGAGAGAGCUGGGCUCACUUAUGGUGGUCAACUUUGCCGAGGGUGUCGAGGCGUUCACCGCCGCCCUGUUCACGGAUGUACUUGGGUGGAAGGCGGACGAGGUGAGGCGGCUUAAUGAGGAGGUUCGAGACGUGGUGGACGGGGAAGGCGACGACCACCUGAUGUUUCGAUACUUUGUUGUCACAGCGCGGAAGCCUUUAUAGCAUAGCUACGUCAAAGGCGAGCAGCUCCUCUGCCUGGCAGAGUAGUUUGGUGUUGAGGGACAUGGUGUAGUGUUGUUGAUGGUUUGAUGUAGGCUUGUGUCCGCUCACCUAAGUGAGGGAUGGAGAAAGAAAUGAUGUAGAGGUCUUAUUCAGAUCGUCUCCUCUGGCCUGGGCCAGGUAGCGCAGAAUUGCUACCAAUUGUAGCGUUAUGCGGAUCUCAUCAGUUGUGUGUAAAGUGGU
Emericellopsis atlantica is the source of this 1402-nucleotide messenger RNA. RefSeq names its product S-adenosyl-L-methionine-dependent methyltransferase. The coding region runs from base 89 to 1162 and encodes 357 amino acids. The record is from RefSeq and is a predicted model, not a curated record. Gene Ontology annotation, molecular function: methyltransferase activity. Lineage: Eukaryota; Fungi; Ascomycota; Sordariomycetes; Hypocreales; Bionectriaceae. The transcript has a single exon.